Messenger RNA from Cydia splendana, 1806 nucleotides. RefSeq lists its product as uncharacterized. The transcript is spliced from 11 exons. The record is from RefSeq and is a predicted model, not a curated record. Gene Ontology annotation, biological process: glutathione metabolic process. The coding region runs from base 109 to 1806 and encodes 565 amino acids. Gene Ontology annotation, molecular function: glutathione transferase activity; glutathione dehydrogenase (ascorbate) activity. Gene Ontology annotation, cellular component: cytoplasm. NCBI's taxonomy places the organism in Eukaryota, Metazoa, Arthropoda, Insecta, Lepidoptera, Tortricidae.
CACACGGCGCCCGGUAACUCUUCACUUCAGUUGUGUGCGGCGAAUACUGUGUGGUGUUCUAAUUGAUUUCAGAUAUCACUAUUCAUUGGAUUAUCAUUAUCACCAAAGAUGUCUGAGAAACAUUUAAAAGCUGGUGACCCUCUCCCUCCAUACAAUGGAAAGCUCCGUCUGUUCGCCAUGAGGUUCUGUCCGUAUGCCGAGCGCAGUGUGCUGGUACUCAAUGCCAAGAACCUCCAGUAUGAUCUGGUCUUUAUCAACCUGGACAGCAAGCCCGAAUGGAUCUUUGAUUUCAACCCUAAAGGUUCAGUGCCAGCAUUGGAAUACGAGCAGGGCAAAGCUAUAUUCGACAGUGCUAUCAUUAACACCUACUUAGAUGAGAAGUAUCCGGAAGUUCCACUGCAGUCUACGGACCCACUCCGCAGAGCUCAAGAUAAAGUGUUUGUGGAACUGUUCUUGGGGGCACACUCAUCCUUCUACGUCGCUGCAUUCAACCCGGACGGUUUCCAGCCCUCCCACUUAGAAGCCUACAGCAAAGGCCUGGAAUGCCUGGACAAGGAACUAAAAGUCCGUGGAACCAAGUUCCUGCACAGCGACGAGCCGGGACUGGUCGACUACACUAUCUGGCCGCAUCUGGAGCGCUUCGAGUCUCUGCCGCUCCUCGGGAAGGCUGACAUGGCUAUUGACAGCACUAAGUAUCCGCAUGUGGUAAGCUACUUGGAGGCGAUGAAGCAAGUGCCGGCCGUGAAGCAAUACUACCUGUCUGCCGAGACUCACGCCAAGUUCGUGGAGUCCAAGACCAAGGGCGAGGCCAACUACAACAUGCUCGACACCAGCGAUGUGUGCUGCAUGCGUCCUAGGAAGAAGAAUUAUCAACAUGGCAAAAGCGAGAUACUAGCUAAACCUGCUAUUUUGGCCGAUAUUACAUUAUCAAAGAUAAACCGGUUACAAGUGGACGUGGUUUUGUUUAUAAUGCACACACUGGCAUUGGCGUCUUGGAGGGUACUAGUGCCGGUAGUUCAGAAUUUAAAGUACGUGUUACCAUUAUACCGCGCUAUGGCAGGAGCAGCUAAGAUUAACUUUGACACGAGACAUCUGAAAAAAGGCGAUCCCCUGCCCCCGUACAAUGGAAAGCUUCGGAUCUACAACAUGCGUUAUUGUCCGUACGCACACCGCACGAUUCUCGUCCUCAACGCCAAGCAGAUCGACUACGAAGUUGUCAACAUUGACCUGAUGGACAAACCCGAAUGGCUCACCAGCAAAAGCCUUUUUGGGAAGGUGCCUGCAAUCGAAAUCGUAGAUGGCGUUUGUAUCGCCGAGAGCCUGGUCACGUCGGAGUAUUUAGACGAGGUGUACCCGCAGCGGCCGUUGCUGCCCAAAGACCCGUUAAAGAAGGCGCUUGCUAAGAUCAUCGUCGAAGGAUCGGGCCCAAUACAAACAAUGCUAUUCAAAAUCUUGAGAACCCCAGACCAAGUCACGGAAGAGAACAUAGCUGCUUACAGGAAGUUCUUGAGCUUUAUCCAAGACGAACUAAAGAAGAGCGGAGGCAAGUUUCUUGGAGGAUCCGAACCAGGAUACGCGGACUAUAUGAUCUGGCCUUGGUUCGAGAGGAUGGUGCCGAUAUCAGAGCUGUAUGAUACAGUGAAGAUAGACGAGAAUGAAUACAAAUUACUUUGGGAAUACAUUAACAACAUGUUCAAGGACCCCGCUGUGAGCCAGUACUUGGUGCCGAAGGAGAUUCUUUUUAAGUUCAUUGAACCCUACAGAACUGGAGGAAAACCUGAUUAUAAUCUCCUUACUGUGGAGUAA